AUGACCGAAGAAGAACUUAAAGUAUUAAUAGCUCGUAGAGGUUUAAUAAAAGGUAAAGUAACGCGAAUCAAAUCUUAUGUAGAAAAAUUCACCGCAAGCGAUAAUACUCGUACGUAUCAAAUUAGGUCUAGAUUAUUAAAUUUGCGCGAAGCCUUUAGAGAAUUUGAUAAUAUUCAAAAUCAGAUAGAAUUAAUUGAGUCUAGCGAAAGACAAAACAAAGAGCGUGAUGAGUUCGAAACCACCUAUUAUGAUUUAGAGGCACACAUGCAGCUUUUGAUCGACGAUGGAUCAACGAUCCCACCGUCAACCAGUAGUUCAGGUAGUAGUGAUACCACUAAUCAAUCGCGAGUAAUUAACCCGGUAAGGUUGCCCACAUUGGAAUUGCCGUCGUUUACGGGGAAUUAUUUGCAGUGGACCCCAUUUUCAGACACCUUUAAAUCGUUGAUUCACGAAAGUCAGUUGUACAGUGAUAUCGAAAAGUUUCAUUAUUUAAAAUCAUGUUUAAAAGGCGAUGCUCAUAAAACUGUUGAAAUGCUUAGCGUAUCAGCUUCAAACUAUAAGGUCGCGUGGGAAUUGUUAGAAAAACGGUUCAAUAAUCAGCGGUUAAUUAUUCAAGAGCACGUGGUAGCUAUUUUGAAUACUCCACAAAUAAUUAAAAACUCAGCCUCUUCAUUGCGCAAAUUGUUAGACACCGUUAAAGUAAACAUGGAAGCACUAAAGGUGCUUCAGCAAGAUACCGAAAAGUGUGAUAUAUUUGUUGUUCCCAUUGUAGUGUCAAAAUUUGAUUUUCUUACAAAAAGGGAGUGGGAAUCAGGUUUAUCAAAUCAGGUACCGUCAUUGAAGGAACUGCUAGAGUUUUUAGAAAAACGAACCUUACUGUUAGAAUCGUUAAAUUCACAUGACAUGGCAAAUCAUAAAGUUCAAAAUACCUCGAAUUUUCAUAAGCAUUUCGCGAAAUCAAAUAACAACGUUACUAAAACUACUGCAUGCAACACAGGUCUAAGCAAUGAUAAUAAGGAUACGUUAAAAUGUUUUUUGUGUCAGCAAUCUCAUACGUUAUACCAUUGUUACAAAUUUCUUGCAUUGCCCAUAAUGGAAAGAUUAAAUAAGGUCAGAUUAUUAAAGCUUUGUCAGAACUGUUUUAGAAGAAACCACACAGUCGAUAAAUGCAAGGCAAGUUUAUGCAAAUUUUGCAAUGAGAGGCAUAAUUCUUUAUUACAUAUUGAUUAUCCCGCUACAACUAGCGAUAAUAACUCCAACAGUCAUUCGGUUGUUUCACAUUCAAUGAGUAAGGAAUCCAGUACUCAGGCCUUAUUGUCAACAGCGAUUGUACUAGUUUCAAGUGCAAAAAACACUUGGGUAAAAUUGCGAGCUCUACUCGAUGUGGGAUCCCAACACAAUUUUAUAUCUGAAAAGGCGGUAAAACUUUUAGGGCUUGAAACUAAGAAAACUGAUUGGGUCAUCAAUGGCAUUGGCGAUUGUCAAGGUAGAAGUCGUGAUGCAUGCGAAAUUAUCGUUAAAUCUGUUUAUGAUGAUUCGCCAAACUAUGAAGUACAAUGUUUAGUUUUGCGUAAAAUUACUAAUAAUUUGCCAUUAAUCUCUUUGGAGAAAUGCCAUUUAGAAAUUCCGUCUAAUUUAAACCUGGCCGAUGUAGAAUUUUUCAAAACGGGUGAAAUAGAUCUUUUAUUAGGAGUAGGCAUUUUUUGGAAAAUAAUGAAAAUGGGCCAAAUAAAAACAACAAAUGGUUCCCUACACUUCCAAGAAUCUUCGCUUGGCUGGUUGGCAGGCGGCGAUGUUCAAUGUCAUAAUCCUUUACCCUUCUCGGUAUGCCAUUUGUCUCUUAAUUCAAUAGACCGACAAAUUAAAAGGUUUUGGGAAAUUGAGGAAUGGCCUGCCAACGCAAAUAUUCCUUUCUCCGAAGAAGAGCGGAAAUGUGAACAACACUUUAUGAGUACCUAUAAACGAAAUGUAGACGGGCGGUUUAUCCUAAAAUUACCUUUCAAGGCGUCGUCCGAAAGAUUAGGAACAUCUGCAGAGGUAGCCAUAAAACGAUUUGCGGCACUUGAAAGAAAGUUUAUUAACGACCCUCUUUUAAAAGAGCGUUACAGGUCAUUUAUGGAAGAGUAUGAACAGUUAAAACACAUGGAACCAAUACCAUUAGCAUCAAUAACUGAUUCAAAUUGUUUUUAUUUACCUCAUCACGCAGUGGUUCGCGAAACUCGGGAAUCUGUCAAAAUCCGAGUCGUAUUCGAUGCCAGUUGUAAAUCAUCGAGUAAUAUCAGUCUGAAUGAUAUACUAGCGGUGGGCCCAAAAAUACAGGAUGACCUAAUUUCCAUAUUGCUAAGAUUUAGAUUCCACAGGUACGUAAUUUCGAGCGACAUUAACAAAAUGUAUAGACAAAUAUUAAUAGCUCCGGAAGAUAGACAAUUUCAAAGAAUAGUAUGGCGUGAGGACGCACAUAAGCCGUUACGCGUCUUUCAGUUAAAUACAGUGACUUAUGGCACCGCUUCGGCGCCAUUUCUUGCGGUACGCUGUUUGCAACAGUUAGCCGAUGAAAAUCGUGAAAUAUACCCUAAGGUUUAUCCAGUAAUAGUACACGAUUUUUACAUGGACGAUGUACUCACGGGGGCCGACACAAUAGAAGAAGUUGUGAAAAUUCGAGAUCAAUUAAUACAGGUAUUAACAAGCGGGGGUUUUGAACUAAGGAAAUGGGCGUCGAACAACUCAAAUAUUUUACCUGAUGAUAUUUCCCUGAAUACUUCGGAUACAAACGGUCAAAACAAUGAUUUUAUCAGUUUUGAUAAAGAGGGGGAGUCAAAAACUUUGGGUCUUUAUUGGAAUUGUAAACAGGAUUCGUUAAGGUAUAACAUCAAUUGUGAUUAUAGGUCGCAUGAAAACUUCACAAAACGAAAAAUACUAUCAAUUGUCUCCAAAAUAUUCGAUCCUUUAAACCUGGUUGGCCCAGUUUCUGUAAAGGCCAAGUUAAUUAUUCAAAAAUUAUGGGAGUUAAAAUUAGGGUGGGAUGAAACAAUUCCCUCUGAAACUAUGACUAUUUGGCUACAAUUAUUAAAAGAAUUACCUAUUUUAAAUAGUUGCUUAACUCAGCGUAGUGUAAUCGACAAAUACCCGUAUUGUCUUAUCGAAAUUCAUGGUUUUUGCGACGCUUCGCAACGUGCCUAUGGAGCCUCUCUCUAUGUACGUACCAUCGCCGCGGACGGUACGAUUUCGUGUAACUUGUUAUGCAGCAAAUCAAGGGUUGCACCAUUACGCACAAUAACCAUCCCGCGGCUCGAAUUAUGUGCAGCAUUAUUACUAUCGAGGCUGACGAAUACCGUGAUUAAAAAUUUAAGACUGUCAAUCAAUUCUGUUUUUUACUGGACAGAUUCUACUAUAGUACUGGCAUGGUUAGCAACCUCGCCAUCGACGCUGAAUACCUUUGUCGCUAAUCGAGUAAGCGAAAUCCAAAAUUUAUCCACUGUGGAUACAUGGCAACAUGUAAACACAAAGGAUAACCCAGCCGACAUAAUAUCGCGAGGAGCUUAUCCCAGUGAGCUUCUCAAGUGUGAUUUAUGGUUUCACGGACCGUAUUGGUUAAGGGAAUCGUCAGAAAAUUGGCCAAAACCGCACCUACAACCUACCGAAGUACCUGAAUUAAAGGGCGUUGCACUCAUAUCCGGAAACAAUUUUGAAGUUCCAAUUUUAACACGAUAUUCCUCCAUCUCAAAAUUAAAAAGAGUAAUGGCCAUGUGUUUAAGAUUUAUUCAUAAUUGUAGAAAUAAGCAUGACAGACGGACAGGUUCGUUGUCGCUGUUAGAAUUGACGCAAGCAUUUCUAGUCAUUUUGCAUCUUGUACAAGGUAUAGAGUUUCCACAAGAACUAAUUAAUCUAGGUACUAAAGGACAAGUGCGUUCUAAUAGCAAAUUAAAAACAUUAAAUCCAUUUCUGGAUAAAUCGGGAUUAAUCAGGGUAGGUGGCAGGCUGCGUAAUUCGAACAUUCAAUUUGAUCAAAAAUUUCCGAUUGUGCUUCCAAAACAUCAUAUAACGCGGUUAAUUAUAAAGGAAGAACACUUGAUACAACUACAUUCGGGACCAACAGCCACCUUAUCGGCAGUAAGACAAAGAUUUUGGCCACUCGCAGGUAAAGACCUGGUCCGUCAGGUAAUACACAAUUGUACCAUUUGCGCUAGAUUUAAGGCGAAACAGGUAACUCCAAUAAUGGGUGACCUACCAUCCGUGCGUAUUACUCCAGCCAGGCCAUUUUUAAAUAGCGGCCUAGAUUAUGCGGGACCUCUUAUCAUAAAAGAUGGUAAAACACGCAACAAAAAAACUCUCAAAGCUUACAUCGCGCUCUUUGUUUGUAUGUCGACUAAGGCUGUUCAUUUAGAAUUAGUUUCAGAGCUAACUACAGCAAAUUUUCUGGCGGCAUUAAAGCGAUUUGUGUCUCGUAGGGGCGUAGCAUCUAAUAUUUAUUCAGAUAAUGCUACUAAUUUUGUCGGGGCUCACAAUGAACUCCAAAUCAUGUUCAAGCAGCGUAAAGUUAGUAACGACAUAGAAACAUUUUUAGAAACCAAAAAUAUUAAAUGGCACUUCAUUCCUGCCCGGGCGCCUCACUUUGGAGGCAUUUGGGAAGCAGGAAUUAAAUCUGCUAAAUAUCAUUUAAAGCGAAUAGUUGGUCCCUCGGUUUUGACUUUUGAGGAGAUGUCUACUGUCUUGGCAUGUAUAGAGGCGUGCCUGAAUUCGCGCCCCUUGUGCCCGCUUUCGGCGGAUCCUAACGACUUGGACGUACUCACACCGGGCCAUUUUUUGAUCGGGUCACCCCUAACCUCGAUUCCGGAGCCAGACCUCAUUGACGUCAAGACCAAUCGGCUCACUCGCUGGCAACUCGUGGAGCAGAUGCGGCAACACUUUUGGAGGCGCUGGUCGAAGGAAUAUUUGAGUACCUUGCAGAAUCGGACCAAAUGGAGCCAACAAGGAUCUGCCAGGUUGAUGCCGGGAAGUCUGGUCCUGCUAAUGGACACCACAGCCCCACUCACGUGGAAGCGGGGCCGCGUCACCGAGCUACAUCCAGGGAAGGACGGCGUCACCAGGGUGGUCUCCGUCAGGGUGGACCACAAGAUCGUCAAACGUGCGGUGCGAACAUUGUGUGUGCUACCAUGUGCUCGGGAGUGA
Zophobas morio is the source of this 5169-nucleotide messenger RNA. RefSeq lists its product as uncharacterized. Gene Ontology annotation, biological process: DNA integration. Bases 1 to 5169 code for a protein of 1722 amino acids. NCBI's taxonomy places the organism in Eukaryota, Metazoa, Arthropoda, Insecta, Coleoptera, Tenebrionidae. The record is from RefSeq and is a predicted model, not a curated record. The transcript has a single exon. Gene Ontology annotation, molecular function: nucleic acid binding.